UGCGACAGGCCGCUGGGAGCCGGCUGCCGUCGCUGGCUCGGUUUCCGGCGGGGGCCCGGGGCCCCUGGCUGCCACCGCCGGCCCCUCUCGCUUCUCGCUGCGACCCCCCGAUUCCUGACCUCGGUGGCGCCUCCUCUGUGGCGAGAGAGCGGGGGCCGGCCCGGCUCUGGCCUGACCUGCGAGGUGACCUUGGUCGAGUCCCCUGUCGCGCGGAGCCCGUCUGUGGCGCGGGCCUGCCAGGGACCCGGUUCUCCAGCGGUUGAGGACACAAACCUAGAGCGGCCCCACAGGCUGCCCCGUGGCAGGGGAAGCGCCGGGCUGCCUGGGGGGAGCGGGGGAGCCCGGUGUGGGCGGGGGAGAUGCCCCUGCGUGUGAAAUGGCCGUUCCCCGCCGUGCCGCCGUUCACCUGGACUCUGGCCAGCAGCGUCGUCAUGGGCCUCGUGGGCACCUACAGCUGCUUCUGGACCAAGUACAUGAACCACCUCACCGUCCACAACAAGGAGGUGCUGUACGAACUCAUCGAGAACCGAGGCCCAGCCACGCCCCUCAUCACUGUCUCCAAUCACCAGUCCUGCAUGGAUGACCCUCAUCUCUGGGGGAUCCUGAAACUCCGCCACAUCUGGAACCUGAAGUUGAUGCGUUGGACCCCUGCGGCUGCAGACAUCUGCUUCACCAAAGAGCUGCACUCCCGCUUUUUCAGCUUGGGCAAGUGUGUGCCUGUGUGCCGAGGAGAUGGCGUCUACCAGAAGGGAAUGGACUUCAUUUUGGAAAAGCUCAACCACGGGGACUGGGUGCACAUCUUUCCAGAAGGGAAAGUGAACAUGAGCUCUGAAUUCCUACGCUUUAAGUGGGGAAUCGGACGCCUCAUUGCCGAGUGUCAUCUCAACCCCGUCAUCCUGCCAUUGUGGCAUGUCGGAAUGAAUGAUGUCCUUCCUAACAGCCCGCCUUACUUCCCCCGCUUUGGACAGAAAAUCACCGUGCUGAUCGGGAAGCCCUUCAGUGCUCUGCCUGUGCUCGAACGGCUCCAGGCGGAGAACAAGUCAGCUGUGGAGAUGCGCAAAGCUCUGACUGACUUCAUUCAGGAAGAAUUCCAGUGCCUGAAGAUCCAGGCGGAGCAGCUCCACGACCACCUGCAGCCCAGGAGAUAGGCAUCACCCCACUCAGAUCCUGCCCUCGCUUCCUCUUCCUCUUGGAAGGCGGCGGCUGGCCCCCAGGCCCGGGAAAGAGGCAGCUCCAACCCAAGCCCCAGGCACCUGCUCUCAGUGUUGCCCUUGGGUUCUUGCCCGGCACAGCUGACCUGAAGGAUGGACUGAUGUUUUGAGGUCACAUACAGUGUUUUAGACAGACUUGUGCAUAACCCCUGAUGGGUACCCUGCCCUAGUUGGUGAGCGUUCCCUCCGCUCUGAGCUUCUUCAGUUGAAGGAAGGGUUUCAGCUGCUCCUCCCACUUGGCCACGAAAGGAAGAAGAAAUUUUGGCAGGGGCCUCCUUCUUUCUUGCCUUCAGGUGUUCUCUUCCAGGGCUGGCAUCAGGACGGAGGGUACUUGAAGGGGGGCAGGUGGCCAGGCCAGAACUUUGGGUAGGGGUCUGUGAGGCCCUUGGCCUGGCAUUCACCCAUCUGCUCUGACCUGGGAGCUGCUCACCACCUCCUCAGGGAUGGCCAUCAGCCACCUCUUCCUUCUGCCCACACUUCCCACAGGCCUGGGGUCCUCAGGCAGGGCGCAACCCUGGGCUGCAAGCAGAAGAGCAGCCUUUUGCCAGAAGUGGAGCCCAGCUGAACGGAGCCUGCAGCAAGGGCCUGAGACCCUGUCACUUGCCCACGGGCCGGGGCUCACCAAGUGCUCUGUCUUUUCCACCUCCCUGGCAUCACUUGAGUCCCAUGGGGCCUGGGUUUUCAUGUUUUGUAACCAAUAAAGCAUCUGUGUUGUGUUUUA
Molecule: messenger RNA, 1932 nt
Organism: Zalophus californianus (California sea lion)
Lineage: Eukaryota; Metazoa; Chordata; Mammalia; Carnivora; Otariidae
Gene: TAFAZZIN
Product: tafazzin
Exons: 10
Coding region: 360-1148 (262 amino acids)
Biological process (GO): inner mitochondrial membrane organization; cardiolipin acyl-chain remodeling
Cellular component (GO): mitochondrial membrane
Molecular function (GO): 1-acylglycerophosphocholine O-acyltransferase activity
Source: RefSeq, a predicted model, not a curated record